Trichoderma harzianum CBS 226.95 is the source of this 3885-nucleotide messenger RNA. RefSeq lists its product as hypothetical. The record is from RefSeq and is a predicted model, not a curated record. The transcript has 15 exons. Gene Ontology annotation, cellular component: plasma membrane. The coding region runs from base 1 to 3885 and encodes 1294 amino acids. Gene Ontology annotation, molecular function: allantoate transmembrane transporter activity; dipeptide transmembrane transporter activity. NCBI's taxonomy places the organism in Eukaryota, Fungi, Ascomycota, Sordariomycetes, Hypocreales, Hypocreaceae. Gene Ontology annotation, biological process: dipeptide transport; allantoate transport; transmembrane transport.
AUGGCGUUUACUUACAUACUCAACUAUAUGGACAAGGUUGCCUUAUCCGAGGCCUCCAUAUUUGGCUUGCAGAAAGACUUGGGUCUUGUUGGACAGCAAUAUAGCUGGUCAUCCUCCAUCUUCUAUCUUGGAUAUUUGGUAUGGCAGUAUCCCAGCUCGCUCUUAAUGCAGAAGCUUCCGAUUGGACGCUAUUUCGGUCUCAUGAUAUUCCUCUGGGGCCUCACAGCAAUCACAACGGCAUUUACUAAGGGGUUUGCGACGCUUUCUAUCAACCGUGUCUUCCUCGGAAUUUUUGAAUCAUGCAUGUCCCCCAUUCUCACAAUUCUCGUAUCCCAAUAUUGGACUCGAGAUGAACAGCCGCUUCGUGCCUCCUUGUGGUGGUCGGCCAGUGCUGUCGGUGCCUUUAUUGCUGAUUCUAUUACCUACGGCGUUUCUGGAAAAGACCACUCUGGUUCCAAAUACGCCGUCUGGAAGAUUAUUUAUCUCGUGUUCGGGUUGUCAACACUGCUCUGGGGUAUCAUUAUCUUUUUUGCAGCGCCAUCAUCACCCAUGGAGGCGUGGUUUCUCAACACGAGAGAGAGGAAGAUUGCCGCGGCUCAAGUCAUGAAGAACCAUACUAGUAUAAAAAACACAGAGUAUAAAUGGCACCAAGUCCGUGAAUGCUUGAUUGACCCGCAGCCUUGGAUACUGGCAAUCCAUGCCUUUCUCCAAAGCCUACAAGGUGGAGGUCUGACAUCGUUUUCCAAGAUUGUUUUAACCGAGACGCUUGGUUACACUAGUCGCCAAGCCACUCUAAUGAGCAUGCCGUCCAAUACCAUCCAUCUUGUUUCGGUGGUCUUUGCGUGCUACGUCAUGAUCGCCACGAACAGCAUCGUAUUAAUUGGUGCGGUAUUGAUUGCCAAUCUUCCCCGUUCCAAUCAUAGCGGUCUACUUGCGUCUUUUUACCUCAUUUACAUGAACACGGUCCCGUUUGGCUUGGGCAUGAACAUGGUUUCGUCAAAUAUUGCAGGAUUUACCAAAAGUCUACCCCAAGUUCUGAUGUUUCUUGGUUACUGCCUCGGUCAAUUCACUGGACCUCAACUGUUCAUCGAGAAGCAGGCUCCAAAAUUCCAGACAGCUUUUAGGGGCUUCUAUUCCUCCAUAUCUGUCAUGAUAUUCUUGGAGAUUGUACUAGUCCCGAAUAUUACCGAAAAUGACUCGGACCUGACUGAUUGGCAACAGCCCUCAUUCAGGUACAAGGGUAAUGCUUCUACAAAGGAAAUGACGCCCCAGCAGACAAAUCUUCCAUCAUUGAGCCAACAAAAUGAAACACGUGAGCAAAGAGAGGGGCCGGAACUGCUGGAGCUGCCAUCGCUUCCAGUCUUUGACACGACGACAAUACCUUGGAUUGACGGGAUAUUUGACUCAAAUUUGGGCCAGCAGUGGGAUCCAACAACAGACACGGCGAUGUUAUGGAACACUUCUGCCAACUCUAUAGUCGCUAAUGAAUCCCCCGACCAAACCCGAGGCCUUUACGCCAGUCAAGUUUUUGCUGAAUUGAACACACCUAGCUCAGACUACCAAAGCCCAGGUUCCAAAUCACUCUCAACUGUCUCCGAUCACGUUUUGGCACAGCACUAUACUCAGAGCCUAACAUCAAAAUACAGCUCAAAGGAGCAGGGUUGGAACAAUCACACCUAUUUCUUUAAUCGCUUCAACUCAACCCAUUCAUUUGUAGUAUCGUCCCUAUACGCGUGGACAGCUGCCCACCUCUUCUGCAGCGGAAGAUUGCAAUCUGAAGCCAGCGCGAUGGAGCAUUACAGCAAAAGUCUCGUGGGCAUCAGAGAUCAACUUGGAAUCCACCUCUUGGAAGAGAACGAAACCGAAAUUGCUAGUCAGACGUGGCUCCAGCUUCUGGCUCGAGAAGAUGACCUGGAUGCUGUUGCUGUGACUCUGUAUUUUCUAGCCUGGACUGACCUCCUCCUUUCGAGGAAGGCAUCUUUGAGACGGAUGCUUAGCCUAGAAGCGACUCUACUGGACCACAGUGGCCAUGAUCAGUCGCAUACUCUCUACGUCAGAAUGGCUGUAUGGUUCUGCUUUCUCGACGCACGCGCUGCGCUAUUUGGUCAAGGUAACGAUCGUAUUAUUCAGUCUAUGGGAGACGACUCGGGCUUGGUGAGAGCCGUGGAAGCGUCAUAUGACUUUCUACAGAAUGAGUACAGUCUCCUAUACCCUGAUGAAGAACGGCGGCGGGACGAGGCUCAUAAGCCCCUGUAUGUCGCAACAUGCGGCGACAAAAGAGACGAGUGCCUUGUCAUGGCGUCCUUGUGCGAUAUUCAUCGAAGUAUCGAAAGCAUCAGCGAAGAAAAAGCUGCAGAAAACAAGGUGUUUUCCACCUACCUCACAACAAGUGCGCUUUUUCAUGCAGUAAAAAUAUACGCUUCAAGAGUCUACCAGCCCAAUGAAUCAAUGUACACAAAAAGCAACCAUGCAGAAAAGAUCACAACCAUUACCAGCCAAUUCUACCGGAGGCUGAAGCGGCCAAGAACGGAAGCGCCCCCAACUAAGAUAUGGCCGGUGCCUCUGAUCAUGGCCGCAAUUGAGGCAAAAGACUGGAUCUACAGAGACUGGGCGCUGCAACAGAUGAAGAGCUACUACAGUGCGGGAAAGCAUUUUGCCAAUGCGUGCGCAUUCGUCGAAAAGCACAUUGUAGUCGAGGGUACGCCAUACGGGAGAGGCUUGUCGCAUGGAAGACAGGCAAGUGAAAAGGUUCGCGCCAAUAUCGAGUAUUAUAAGCUUCCAGGAAAGCUACCGCAUUGGUCUAUAUCUUCCAAAAUCAUCCAGACGGUGUACCUCCCAGCCUUUAAAAAGUUCUACCCAACCGGGCUCGAAGAGAUCAAAGGAAUUGCAGAUGGCACCGGUGUGACGGUCGAGGAAGUCAUCAUGCUCAACGCUCGAUAUGACUUGGGUAGAUGCAUGUAUCGGCUUCAAAACGGCGGGGAGACUCCACAAGACUCCGACGAGCAUGAUGAAUGCACAAGCGGCUUCUUUUCCCGGAACGCAGUUGAGUCUGGUCAUGCUCUAGCCGUACACAACUGGGACAUGUCCAGCCAUCUCUAUAACCAGGACCUCAUAAUCUACCUUGAGGUGCAUCCAGACCCGUCUGAAGACCGGCCAUCGAUGUUUAUCCUUACGGAAGCUGGUCAGCUCAUUCGCAGCGGAAUGAACUCUGCUGGCCUUUCGGUUACAGCAAAUUCGUUGCUUUCAAGUCAAGAUUAUGUACCUGUCUCCCAUAUUGACCGCGACGGAGUUUACCACAAAGUCACAGACCCAACACCUGUUCUCCCUCUCUCUGUGGCUAGGCGCAUCUUUCUUGAAUACAGUAACUACGCUGAAGGUCUUGUGGCUAUCAAUGCCUUUCCACGCCAUGUCUCAGGAAACCUUCACGUCUCGACAGCAGACGGAUUCGCAAUGGCGAUGGAAGUCGCGCCUGACCGCAUCUAUAAAUUCUAUGGCAACAUUGACGACCAGUACCUAAUUCACAGCAAUCACUUUCUUAGCCCCGAAUUUCUCAGUCGCGACAACAUUUUUGACCGCUAUCCUGGCGGUAGCAGCUGGUUUAGAUGUUUGCAAGCCGAAAAGGGAGUGAGAGCAGACUGUGCUGCAGGGCAACUAACUCCUGAAAAGAUCAAGGCAGCGUUCUCAGAUCAUUUGGCAUACCCUGAGAGUCUUUGUAACCAUCCGAACCCAAAGCAGAAAAACGCACCCAGUGCCGUUCUCACAGGGUAUACUUCAAAACAGAAUAUGACGGUGGCAUUUGUUAUUUAUAAUCUCUCAGAGUUAACAAUUACCGUUUGUAAGGGGCCUCCUUGCAAAGGAAUGUUACAGUCAUUUAAGCUUAAAUAG